This is a messenger RNA of Culicoides brevitarsis, 924 nucleotides long. RefSeq lists its product as uncharacterized. NCBI's taxonomy places the organism in Eukaryota, Metazoa, Arthropoda, Insecta, Diptera, Ceratopogonidae. The record is from RefSeq and is a predicted model, not a curated record. The transcript has 6 exons. The coding region runs from base 1 to 924 and encodes 307 amino acids. Gene Ontology annotation, cellular component: membrane.
AUGAAACAUUUAGUUGUUUUUUUGAUCAUGCAUGUAUCAAUGUGCUAUUCAGAUAUCAAGUUUACUGAUCAAGAAGAGCUUGUUACACAAGAGAGGCGAAAUGGAAAAAAUCUUCUCAAUUUUAUUGGAUUGGAUAAUGGACAAUUGGAUCCAUACCAAAUCAAAUUACAACAGUCAUGUCUAACAGGUGAAUUUUCUGAGUGCUUUAAGCUUCAAGCGGUUAAUUCAUUAGGAGAGUUCUUUCUUCAGGAUCAGUAUACAUUAACACCGAGUGUCAAAGUUGUUAGGGCAGCGGAAUCACAAUUAAGAUCGUUGAUUAACGAGCCAUUGGAAUAUGUUUCUGAAACAAGAGAAGGUGACUCAGAAUGGGACUCUCUUGUCAAAUUUGCAUUGAGGAAAGCCGAAAGGUUUGUUAAGUCCACAGCAUUUGAAAUUCAAAUUCCAGAAGAGCUUGGAAAUGACGCUAGGUAUUCGCCUAGAUUUAUUGAUGACAUUUAUGAGGAAAUAGAUGUUCUAGAAGACAAAAAAGCUCCAUUGUUCAACAAACAUCGACUAAAAAAAAUGUUUAUUCCUAUGUUGCUUAUCUUAAAGUUGUUUAAAUUAAAACUCCUGUUAUUUUUGCCGUUUAUUCUUGGAAUCGCUGGUUUGAAAAAAGUGUUAGGAUUUGUAGCUUUUGUUCUUCCAGGUGUUAUUGGCUAUUUUAAGCUGUGCAAACCAAAUUUUCAGGCUUCGCAUUAUUCAUCGGCAUAUCAUAGCUCUAACUAUGAUCAUGACAAUAGUAAUCACUAUAGAAAUUUAAAUGACAAUCACAAUAAUAAUGGUGCAGUAAAAUUUAAUGAUGAUACGUCCUCUGGCGAAUUAGCGUAUCAAGGAUACGCUGAAUAUAGAAAUAAUAGAAACCAAAAUGUAACGAAUGAAAAUUGA